This is a messenger RNA of Cheilinus undulatus (humphead wrasse), 2839 nucleotides long. It is a transcript of the gene lrrc45, whose product is annotated as leucine rich repeat containing 45. Gene Ontology annotation, cellular component: centrosome. Bases 165 to 2192 code for a protein of 675 amino acids. The transcript has 18 exons. The record is from RefSeq and is a predicted model, not a curated record. Gene Ontology annotation, molecular function: protein binding. NCBI's taxonomy places the organism in Eukaryota, Metazoa, Chordata, Actinopteri, Labriformes, Labridae.
CCUGGUUACAUCGUCGCUUGGCUUCCUCUGUCUGUCAGCUGUGCUUUUUACAACAACAGAAACGGCCAGGAGGAUAUUUGAAUGGUCGUGGAAGAGGGUUCAAAGAAAGACAUAAAGGCGGCGCUGUGAAUCUCAGAUGACAAAGGAGAAAACAGAGAGCCAAGAUGGAUGAUUUCAGGCGGACGUACCUGCGUCUGUGUAAGGAGGGAGGAGUGGAGCCUCAGGAGAGCAUUGUCGCUCAUCUUCAGGAGAGCAGGAUGUCUGCCCAUGGCUGCAGACUGGACCUGAGCGGACAGAGUCUGACUGCAGAAACCUGCUCUAUGCUGGCCCAGGCCUUUCAGAAUGACACCGUGUUUACAGAGGUGUCGUUAAGUGAAUGCUUACUCAGUGAGGAAGCUGCCAAAGUACUUCUGACUGGACUGUUUGGUAACACAGCAGUGAAAGUCCUGGAUUUAAAGGGGAAUAACCUGAGAUCGAAAGGGGCGGAGGUGCUGGGGAAACUACUGGCACGGAACAAGACUCUGCGUAGGCUGGUGCUGGAGUGGAACGCUCUUGGGGUUUGGGACGAAGCCUUCUCGCUCUUCUGUGAAGGUUUGGCUGCUAACAGUGUGCUGACAGAGCUAGACCUGCGAAACAACCAGAUCAACCAUAAGGGAGCAUCAGAGCUGGCUCUGGCACUCAAACGCAACAAUACAGUGAAAGUCUUAGAUCUGAGGUGGAACAACAUCGGCCUGCUGGGUGGUCGGUCUCUUCUCGAGGCUCUGCAGAAGAACAAGAGCCUAGUGAAGGUGGAGACGACAGGGAACAACAUACCUGGUGACAUACAGCGGGCUCUCGAGCAGACGACAGUGCACAACUCAGACAGACAGUCUACCCUGAGAGACAGCCACAGCAAGACGCAGGUCCUCAGCAAGGAGAUUCAAAAACUGAAGGAAGAGAAGGGCCGGCAGUUCAUAAGUCUGAUGGAAACCAUAGACAGGCAGAGGGAGGAGAUGGGACACUCCAACAGGUCUACCUCCAUUCAGAUCGGCCAGCUCCAGGAAGCUCUGAAUGAGAGGAAGUCAGCUGUCAACUCUCUCACUGCAAAACUGCAGAUGACAGAAGCUGCCCUUGCCCUCUCUGAGCAGAAAAACCACAACAUGGGAGAGCUGCUGACUCGAGCGAAGGCAGAGAAAGAAGAGCAGAGGGAACGACAGAGCAGAGAAAGGAAGAAGGAGCAGGAGGACAACGUACUCCGAGAGGGCAAACUGCUGAGAGAAAACCAGAACCUGGCAGAGACCAAUAUCCAACUCAGGAACAAAGUGGAGGAGCUGGAGCGCAGGUGUAAGUCUCAGCAGCAGCAGAUUUUCGAGGUGAAGCAGGAGCUGACCAACAGCACAGCCGAGCUCAAACUGAGACUAGCUCAGGCAGAAGAUCGCCUGGAAAUUGAGAAGCGAAGGUCCAAGCAGGCUCUGGACGACAUGGAUAGUCUGCGCCAAAAGGAGGUGGAGCAUGUGAACCGGCAUCUUGAGGAGACGGAGAGAACCCUGCAGGAGCGCAUCUUCAAACUGGAGGGGCAGCGGAUACAGCUGGAGGAGGAACUGAGUAAAGCUAAAGCGGCCUGUGUGACUGAGAGGGCCCAGGCUGAGGAGGAGCUGGGGCGAGUGCGAGCUCAAGUCCGCCAGGAGGAGCAGGAGCAUGUGUCGUCAUUGGAGGAGAAGCUCCGCUCAGUGCGCUCUUCACUGCAGGAGGUGCAGCUGCACAGUUCCCAGCAGAAACAGACCAUCAGCGAGCUGCAGGCCAAGAACAGCCAGCAGAGCAUCGAGAUGGACGGACUGAGGCGUAGGAUUGAGGAGCUUCAGCAGGACCUGUCGGGUAAGGACCAGGAGAGGGUGGCCGAGGUGAGCCGGGUGAGGGUGGAACUGCAGGAGCAGAUCGGACAUUUACAGGCAGAGAGGACGGCGCAGGGGGGACUCAAAGAGAAGAUCAGUGCUCUAGAGAGAGAGAUUAAAGUACUGAGCAGUAACCACAGAGAGGCGCUCCUGGACAAAGAGAGCGAGAUGUCUUCCAUGCUGGAGAAGCUGCGGCUUAAAGACGCUGAGAUCCAGAGGAUGAGGGAGGAUGAGGCUAACAGAGCCAGCUACCUGCAGAGCGCCAUCCUCAACUACGUCCAGGGCUCACCGCUGGGACACUUCAGCAGCCCGAAGAAAUGAUCAGAGGGACAAAACGCCUCACUGUGAACUCUCGCUGUGCUUCUGCAGAGGUUUGGACAGUCUGAAGGAGCAAAGAUACUCUAAUUGUGUGGACAAAGAGGGAAGGGAGUGAAAAAUCAAGAGAGAGGCAGAAACAUGGGGGGAUAACUGGUGCUGUGAUCAUAUAUAAUACAAUAUGCCGAGAAAGCCAGAAUAUGAAGUCUACCCAAAGUGCUAGUGAAGUUUUUUUAUUAUCUAGGUAAUAAUUCUGCUGUUUAAUUAAUACACCACUUUGAUUUUUUGCAUUUCAUGAACACUUUUAACCUGACACGCCAGAUGGAUUUGUUUCACACAUCCAUCUGGGAAAGCUUCAAUAGGAAACGUUUGAGAAAAGGCAGAGGAUUUGAAAAAAAACUCUGAGUGUGUUUGGAUGAAUGUUCUGUCUAUCACAUCUCUACGGGCCAAUAAGAGCAACAAAACACGUGAUAUAGCAGUUAUCGAGCUGCGUGUGCACAGCUACUAAGGAAUAACUCAAAAUAUGGCGACUAUAGGCAUGUAAGUACUCGACUUUUGUCGUUUUUGAAAAGAAAACAACUCACUGCUGUUCUUUGUUCUUCCUUUAACAAAGAAAUGUUGUCAAGUUCUGAUAAAACUGGGGCUUCAGCAGC